Molecule: messenger RNA, 3126 nt
Organism: Closterium sp. Naga37s-1
Lineage: Eukaryota; Viridiplantae; Streptophyta; Zygnematophyceae; Desmidiales; Closteriaceae
Source: the annotation of a GenBank genome assembly
GAGCUACGCGGGUGGCCGAGGGAGCGCGAGGCGGUGCGGGAGAGCAGUGAGGAGGGCGCGUACGUGCGCAUGCUUCGGCCGCUGUUCCAGGAGCGGCCUGUGUGGUCGCGCAACUCGCUCAAGCACCUCCUGCAGACCCGCCACCGGCUGCUGCUGCCCAUCAAUGAUGGCAGCAUGAAGAGGGCGCUGCUGCGCUUUGCCUAUUACUUCUGCAACGGUCCCUUCCGCAUGCAGUGGAUUCGCAACGGCUAUGACCCGCGCACCAACCCCGACAACCGGAAAUACCAGAUGUUAGAUUUCCGUGUACCAGCCUCGUGGGGGCUGCGCAUCACGCCAGCCAUGGCGCGCACCACCACAUGGCCCGACAUCUGUGCGCUGCGCUCCCUGCCCAACCGCCGCACGCUCUUCCUCACACUCUGCGACCUCUCGCUGCCGCUCGUGCAAGAGACUCUCGCAGCGCCGCCUGAGAGGCAAACGUGUGAUCCCACGUCGGGGUUCUUCCACAAGCAGACGCUUGCGCGCAUGCGAGACGCUGUCCGCCUGGCGUUCUACCGCCUGCUGCCCAACCGCCACGAGCUCUCCCUCUUCUACCCCCGCGUGCGCAACACGCGCGGCUACUCCGUGCGCAAACCCGUCAAGCUGCCCCCCGGAGAGCUCAGCCUGCCCGAAGAAGACGCGUACCUGACCGGGGAGAGGAAAGGGAGCGUGUGGCGGAAGCCGGAGAGUGGGGGGGUGGUUGGACGGGAGGGAGGGGGGAAGGGAGGAAGGGAGGGAGGCGGAAAGGGAGGUGGGGAAGGGGGGAGAGGAGGGGAGGGGAAGGGAGUGGGGAAUGAGAGUGGGGGGGGAGAGGAAGGGCGUGCGAGAGGGGAACAGGGAGGCGAGAAGGAAACGGGAGAGGGAUUGGUAGGGCGAUGGGAGUCAGGAGAUGGGGAUGUUGGUGGGGAGGAGGGUGCAGGAGAUGGGGGUAGGCAUGGUGAUGUGGGAUGGGGGGCUGGGGGUGAUAGCUUCGGAAGCAAAGGCUAUGGAGAGGGGGAUGCAGAAGGGGGAGUGGAGAGGGAGAAUGGAGGGGAUGGGGAAGGAGGGAGGGAGGGUGUGGAAGGGGUGGGGCGGGGUGGGGAUGUGCAUGAGUGGGUGGAGCGAGAGGAGGAGAUGCAGGAGGAGGAUACAGAAGGGGGGCCUCUUUUGGCGAUGUAUGGGGGGGAUGUGGGGGAGGAGGAUAGGGGGGAGGAGGGAGAGGAGGGCAGGGAGGACGGGAGAGAGGAGGAUAGGGAGGAGGAUAGAGAAAAAAGUAGAGAGGGAGAGGAAAGAGGGGGUUUGUUUAUAGAUGAUGGUGAAGGAGAGGGUGCCACAAUGGGGGACGAUGUGUGGGCAAUGGGUGAGGAGGAAGGAGGGGAUGGAGAGGGAGGAGGGAGAGGAGGUGGGCAAGGAGGGGAAGGAGAGGAAAGAGGGGAAGAGGAGGACGAGGAGGAAGAGGAGAAUGAGAUGGUGAUGGGGGAAGAGGAGGAUGAUGGGGGGUACAGUGGAAGGCAAGCAGAUGAGACCACCCAAACAGAGGAAAGAGACUUCACCACCGCACCACACCCAUCUCAACCGUCACUCGCAGAGCCUACAGUUUCUCUGGGGCAAAUAAUAGCUGGUGCUGCGCUUCAGGGAGCGUUGGGGGCAUUGGGGGGGCUGGGUGGGUUGGUGGGAUUGCAGGAAGAUGGGACGCAGGAGGACGGUGGUGGAAAGGAGAACACGGGUAUGUUUGCAUUCUAUGGGGACGAGGAGGAUGAGGAUGAAGAUGACCGGCAGGACGAUCGGCGAGUCGUUCGUAUUCGAGCGGAUAACAGGUGGGGAGCAGCAGGCAUGGGGCAGCAGCACGACUACCAGUACAAGCACUUUAAAGCCACGGUGCCGGAGCGCCAGAUCUCCGUCGGCGUCGGGAACCAACUGCGCUGGCGCUACUACGACUUCGGGCCCAAGGCGAUCCCGCCGCUGCUGUGUCUGGGCGGCGUGGCGGCGACCGCGGACGCCUUCCACAAGCAGGUGCUGGCGCUCGCCGCCAAGGGCUUCCGCGUGAUCGCCGCGGACCCUCCGCCCGUGUGGUCGCACCAACAGUGGAUUAAAGCCGUCGACCAGUUUCUAGACGCGCUUCGGGUGCACCAGGUGCAUCUAUACGGCACGUCCCUGGGCGGGUUUCUGUUCCAGCUGUACGCGCAGCAGCGGCCGCGGCGGGUGCUGUCACUCGUGCUCUCCAACUCGUUCUUCGACACGCACUUCUUCAACGUCGCCUUUGGCUCCUGGUCCUCCAUGUUCCCCUAUUCCCCUGACUUUGUGCUGAAGCGGCUGGUGCUCUCAGGCCUGAGGGACGGCCCACACGAGCCACUCAUAGCGGACUCCAUCGACUUUGUUGUCUCGCGCCUGGACUCGCUCUCCCGCUCCGAGCUCGCCUCGCGCCUCACACUCAACACGCUGCCCGCCGUGCUGCCGCCGCUGCAGCAGAUGCCGGAGCAGAGCAUGACGCUCAUGGACUGCAAUGACUUUGCUGCUGUCGCUUGGCAACUCCGGGACGCGCUGUACACGCGCUACCCCAACGCCACGCGUGCGUUUCUCAAGAGCGGAGGCGACUUCCCUUUCCUCUCACGAGCUGAUGAAGUCAACCUGCACCUCUUCCUGCACCUCCGCCGAGUGGACGCAGAGAGAGAACCCGGCCAUACCGACAUUCUCGCCCCUACCGUUCCUGUGGCUCCUGUGGCUCCUGUGGCUCCUACUGUCCUUCCUCCGGCUGGUGAUGCUUCUUCUGCUCUUGCUGACUCGCACGCUCAUGCGCUUGCUGCUCCUGCGGGUUCUUCUGCUGGGGCUGGUGAUUCUGCAGCGUCGUCUUUCACCUCUGCUGCUUCUGUCUUCUCCUCCACAGCAGCAGGAUUGGGAGGAGGAGGCGUAGGGGAAGCGGUGAGAGGGGUGAGUGGCAGCAGCAGUGAUAUAACUGCGGGGGAGGAUGAUGGGGAGGAGGCAACGAGUGCAGCACCGCAGGUACUGGAAGGGGCGGAAGGGGAGGUGCUUUCUAGGGAAGCCCGCUGGGCUGAGUUCGUUGGGUUGGAGGAGGCGUUGGGGAUGGUGAGGGAGAGCGGCGGUUGGCUGUAG